UACGUGUGCGGCGUCGUGUUUGCUUCGCAGGCUUGAUGUCUUCAGGUAAUAUAAGACUCAGUGUGAUAUAUUUAAUAUAUGAAUAUGUAUAGGUUUAUAUUUUGAGGCAACGAGGGGAUAAAUCACAUAUCCCGAUGUGCCUCAAAAUAACGUACUUAUUUUUAUGAGUCAGAAUAGAAAUAAUUCUUAAUGCCAUAUUGCCUUCGCGAUGUUGUUUUUUGAACUUUUUCUCAUUUUUUGUGCUGCAAAGACAUUGCAGGUGAAUAUUAGAGGGAAUUGAUUAGAGGAGAAUAUUGAAUAUAUUCCCCUAAGAACAAAGGAAACCGAGCAGGAUGAAAAAUAAGAUGUUUUAUUGGUAUAUAAUGUCGUAUAAAUCUACUUCGUUUGUUAAAUUUUAUCAUUCGCUUGCACCAUUAGGACCACCAAGCGACUAGCUAUAAGGGACCGGUCAUUAUUUAUGGCAGGGGGGGAGGGAAAAAAUAAGGGAUGGGGGCCAUAUGUCUAAAUAAAUGACUAGAAGGGGGGGGGGGCUAUUAAAUUUUUUCAAGAAAACGAGGGGGGGGUUGCAAUUAAAUUUGAAGGAAUUUGCUUAAUAAGCAUGGUAUCCAUAUGGUUGUAAUUGCAACUAAAUCAUGGUCACUGAUGUGAAAUAGUCUGGAUUUAUCUAGUGAGUUGUCUUCUGUGUGCUGUAUGCAAAUCAGUCUUUACUGCAUGAUUGCAGAGAUAAAUAUAAUUGACAAUGUAUUAUUACAUCAGCUAUGUUGAUGUGGUUAAAUACAUUUAAGCAAGGUUAACGGCGGAUGUAUUAUGCAGGCCACAUCCGCUGAGGGGAGUCUGUGACGUCAUAUCGAUCAAAGGAGGUUGUUUCGCACCUUUUUUUUUUUUUUUUAUUUGUCACAAUUCAUUUACAUACAAACAAGAUUGAUUACUGACACUAGUAUAGAACAUGCAAAAAUACAACAUAGGUGUGACUGGAGAGAGGAACAGGACUUGCGUCCCAAUUGACACCUAACUCCUAAUAAAUGACUAUACAUCGACCAAACACAUUACAUGAAUAGGAAACCAUAGGAUAUUAUAAAGUUAAAACCUUAGCCUUGUGAUCAGUGCUUCGGUCUGGGUAUUCAUUCUGCCAUUGUAUGCUUUGCCUAGCUGCAGCAAGUUUAGCGCUUACUAGAUACCUUUUCCUUACCCACCCACCCAUGUUUAUUCUAGAGGAUUUUAUCUGGUAGUAUGUCAUUUUAUUUUAUAUAAUUUUUAAUCUCAUAUAAAAUAGGAUGUAUAGACCAUGUAUAGACCACUAUACAUUGUAUUUCGUUUCCACUGACUUGUUAGUGUGACUUGUGCCGGAGGUAUGCCUUGGCAGAAUGUCCAGAAUUGUUAUGGCUAUGUCCUUUUGCUGCUAAUAUUACUGAUUGUUACUCUCGUUGCUGCGCAGCUGCUAUGGCAAUACUUCGUGCCAUCAAAUCUAGUUACAGCCUUGGACCACAAACGGCACCUGGCUGCACACUAAUAUUAAUUCUCUGCCUUUAAACAUGGUUACAAUCGCUCCGACCAAAUGGAAACCUGAUCAGUUAGAGUUAUAUACGAAAAUAUCCCUCUUUUAAUUAUAAUUUUCUGCUAAUAUAUAUUUUUGGUCAACGUUAAUAUCUUGUCAGUUCCAUAUUCUUAUUUAAUUAAUAAUUAACACUAUAAUGGCUGGGUAUCCCCAUUUGAGGAGCAAAAAUGAAAAUGGGGGGUCAAAGAAAAAUAUUCUAAUAUGUAGGGGGGUCAUCAUUAAAUUUCUGCUCUUUUAAGGGGGGGGGGCUUUCAAUUUUAAAAAUUUAGAAAAGAAAAAAUUCCCUCCCCCCUUCCACAAAUAAUGACCGGUCCUUAAUGUCACAUUUAACAGUAUAUUUAAUACUGAAGCUGUAAGCAUUGUCAUUGUGAUUUGUAUAUUGCAAUUAUUUCCUGUAAGCUUUGUAAUAUUUCUUGGAUACUUCGAAUUGUUGUCAUCUGCUGUUUACUUUACUUAUGGUAUAUGUUUUCAUACUUUUUCCCAUCGAAAACAUGUUGUAUAUGGCUGAAUUGAAGUAUUGACAGACGUGUGUGGAUCGAAAAGUAAAAAGGUUCAACGAAUAGAACACCACAAUUCCACAACAACAAAAAAUUGCGGCCAUGCCCAAAAACAUGUGACACUCUAUUGAAAUUUUUCAGCAUAAUCAGCACUAUGAUACCUUACUUCCCAUCAUCCCCUGCAGGCAUAAACUAAAAGCUGGAAUUGCCUAUUGGUAGCAUUUCAAUUCUCAGUUCUGAUUACAUGGUACAAUACAGUGACAUGGUACAAUACAGUGGCCAGGAGGGGCAACUGCCCCCCCCCCCCAUUUUUUUCUGAAAGCUUUUGAUCAAUAGCUGAAUAACAGCAUGUGGAACAAAGCUGUACCAGUAAUUUUCAAGCAUGAAAUUAAUGUUGGUAAGCUAUAAAUUAAGUCAGUGGCGAAGCUAGCCAUUAUUAGAGGUGUGCAAAUCCGAUCCGAACCCGAUCCGAUUGGAUUGGAUUUGUUCGGAUUUCGGAACAAAAAUAUACAUUUUGGAUUGGAUUGAUAAAGUUGUUUCAUAGUCGGAUCGGACUUCGAUAUUCGAAAUAAAAUGAAUUAAUUAUCCAGUGACUACUCAUUAUUUGGUUAAAUAUUUCAACUUGAAUGAGAAAUUUAUUUUAUUAAAGGAUUCUUCGGAUCGGUUCGAAAUUCUUUAUCAAACCUCGGAUUCGGAUUAGACAAUUUCGGAUCGGAUUUUAAACAUUAGCCAAUUGUUGGAUUAUAAACGUCCAAUCCGAUCCGAUCCACACCUCUAGUCCUCUACUAGCCAUGGCUACUGGUCAUGAUAUAGAUGCUAAUAGACCUGCAGCUAAAUAGGUUAAAUCAUUAACAAUUUGCAUAGCAUGGCCUGUUGCAUUUGGCUAGCUUUGCCACUGAAUUCAGCAAAAAAAGUUAAAAAAUUACUAACAUUUCAAGCUACAAAAUGUUGUCAUAGGUGUACAGUAGUAUUGUGAUUUUUGGGCGUCUUGUUUGGUAGGACUAAUUAUAGGAGAUUGGUUUUUGUAAAUGGAAUUUUUGAAGAUUAAUUUAUAUACAUUUUCAAUCAGACCUAACCAGUGGCGUAGCCAGGGGGGGGGGGCGAGGGGGGGGCGACCGCCCCCCCCAAUCGAAAAAAAAACAUUCUCUGAAAAAGACUAAAUCUGUAGAGAAAUUGGGAGGGGGCGAGGGGGUACACGUUACAUCCUCGAAGCUGAAACUGAUUAAGUACGUCUCGACUGAGGAGAACGACGAUAUACUGGAGGAACUUGAUUUGUAAAAUCUCGUUAAAGCAGUUGUAGAUAUGGUUCCAAGAAGAAUAGAUUUAGUUUAGAUUUAUAUGUAUGCAUUUAAUAUACACCAUACCAUGAAUAUUCUUCUCAGACUUAUUCUGUAUUGUAUAAAAAGGCAACGCAAUUUUGAGAAUGUGGAAAUGCUGUCUCAUAAAACCUAGAAUGAUUUAAAUGCAACAUUUCUGAUCAAAAUCACAUUGGGAUUUUCUUCCCCCAGCAUCACAGAGGGGAAAUAAGGUGACGCUGACCAGCUCCUCCUGUUUUUCAAGGUGAAUUUUCCAAUUUAUUUAAUUCCGAGUAGAAAAUUAGAAAUGUCUGGGAAAAUUCAUGUCUUCGAUGUACUUUAUAAUCUUCGGAAUUCUGCAAGAUUUCACCCCCCAAAUGCUUGAAAUCGCACUUUAGGGACUCUAGAUUUCAAAAUUUUCCCCGAGUCCAGUAACUCCAGUUGCUAACCCUUAAGUCGUUGGUUAGAGUGCUGCACCAGAAUUGUUUGGCCGCAGAUUCAAUUCCUGCCAGAGGGCCUAUAAAGCUGUAUUUUUUGCAAUUAACUGCUCUUGGUUAGGUCUAAAACGUAUGUAUAAAUUAUGUUUGAAAAUUCCAUCUACAAAAAGUAAAAAAAACACCAUCUACUAGCUAUUAGUCCUACUGGCAUCACCCAUUAUUGGUCAAGGUUUGGCAAUUGAAGUAUUGAACUCUGCAUGCAGCUCAGUACGUUGGUUAAAGUGUUGAGGCCGGUUGUUCGAAAGCUGAUUAGCUUAACACUAGGUUAACCUAAAAUUCAAAGCAAACAUCCUAACAGCUUGUUUAUAAAUAUUUCUUCAGCAAUCUUGUCUGGAUUAGUAGAAAUUCUUUUCUCUGAAGUUUUGAAAUAAACAGAUAUGAAGAAAUGCAUAAACUAAAACAUCUGCUUAUUUUUUAAGGUAGUAAUAUAACCACUCCGCACAUCAUAAACUAAAACAGCAGGUUAAAUUUUAACCGAGGGUUAGCUGUAAUCCAGCUUUGAAGUUUGAACAACUGAGGCCCUAGCUGCACCAGGAAUGUAGGAUGGCAGGUUCGAAUUCCUGCCAGACGGGCUAUAGUUGGUCAAUUUCACAUGAGACAUUGAAAAUGGCAAAAUUGCAAAAUGCAACAUUAUGUGGUGCUAACCACAUGUUUCCAUAGUUAACACAUUGGAUUAUCAUAAAUCAAAACGAUUUUUGAAUUUUGCCGCAUGCCCACUCUGCGGCAAACCGUUGAAUCUGCACUUGUUUGUUGCUAUUGUUCUGUGGAUAAAGUGUGUUCAUUUAAAAUAAUUAUAUCUCAGUCACUUUAACUUUGAAAUAAGUUAUAUUUCUUAACAAACACAGUCUAAGGUUCAAAUAUCAUGAUGAUAAUGUUAGAUCAGAUAAUAUCCAGUGUUGCUGUGAUUUAUGGUGCAUCAGAGUUUGGGUAAGAGAAAUGUAAUGUCCGCAACUAAAAAAACAAUUCAAUUUAUUUUUCAGCCAAACGUCUAGCUCUUUUGACAUUAUAUUUGUUCUGCUUUUUUAAAAUGGUAUUAACAUUAUUUUAGACUGAAAAAAGACAAUAAAAAGUAUUAACAUGUCUUGAAUAAUGUGUUGCGGACAUUACGUUGCGGACAUUACAUUUUGAACUUGGAGAAUUAGAUGCUUAUUAUUAAUUGUCUUGCUUGAAUUCUAUAGUUAUUUUAAGCUUGAUGACUUAAAAAUAGAACAUUAAAAGGACUAUGGGACCCUACUUUUAGCUAUAAUCACUCCGUUGUGUAUACACAAUCACAGUGACACAAUUCAUCAUGGAAAGUUUCCAAGUUACAUAUAAUGCCACUACCGCGUAUACUGCCAUUGUACCAUCAGUUUUGUAAGGCAUAUGUUGUUAAGCGCAAAAUCAUGUUUUAGUUCAUGUUUGUUUUGAUCAUCUUCCACUAAAGUCAGGGGUGUUAAUUAUCUCCACCAAAUGUAGUAAAUGCAAAACUGUCAAAUAGAAUGGUCUACAAACAUGACACUUUUUUGCUGCACAACCCGAAUCAUUGCCUGAGUCAAUGCACAACAAAUAUUGCACUUUUGAAAGAUAUUAAAUUUAUAUUGUCAACAGAAGAUUAUAUACUGUAAUAUAUGUGACCAUGAUUUCAUCCCAGGAUUUAUGUUGGUAUACACAUGGGCGUAUGGGAAGGAAAAAAUUAGGGGGAAGGAAAGAAAUUUGCCCUACUUUUUCGGAUUGUGCCCGCGUUGUCAAAUUUUUUUUUUCCGGAGAUAGCAUAUUUCCCACAAAACCGACAGAAUUCCCCACAAAAUUGACAGAAUUUGUCCCAUUUAUUUUUAUAAUAAGCGAAUAUUGCCCGACUGGCUUUGAUAGCCCAACAAACUGGGGGGGGGGCUGCCGCCCUCUAGCCCCCCCCCGCCUGGUACGCCCGGGCGUAAUUAAGCUAGAAUGCCUGUUAUGUAGACUAGAAACAUUGAAGUGCAUAAUCAGUCACCCAGUUUUGAUUUCCUAUUAUUUUUAAUACAGAUUGCUAUACAAUCCCAAAAAUGUAAUGUCCGCAACAGUUUCAGUGUAAUGUCCGCAACACAAACUUUGCACUAUAGAAGCUGCGCAAGGGCAUUGUAGAACAUCUCGUUUUCAUAUUUUUUAACCCCAAGUAUCACUGAGAGCAGGCAGUGUUUUAGUUCCUGUGAUACCUUUCAAAAUUCACAGGAAAUUACAUUUUAAGAACAUCACUUCAAUGUGUGGUUGAUUUUGCUGUAAUGUCCGCAACAGUACUUUGACUUUUUAUUACAAGAAGUGAUUACGAGGGAAUUUUAAGAAAUAUUAUGAAAUAUUAAGAGGUCCCCUUAAGGUUUUCUAUGACAAAGUUCCCAGAUCUGAAACUGUUGCAAACAGGAAACAGAGCAUGUUUUGUAUUAAUUGUUUUCCUGUGAAUGUAAUGUCCGCAACAUGAAAUUGCCCAGUUGCAUUUUUCACAACAGCUACCCCUGGUUAGGUCUAAAUAUUAAAUUUAUAUUUGAAAAUUCCAUCUGCAAAAACCAUCUAGUACAUAACAAUUACAGUAUGCGCACUGUAACAUACCCCUUUUUGUGGAGACAUGCAUGCAUGAGGCAAAUUGGCAAAACACUUGCACUUGGCACCUAUACUGUAAAUACAUGUUGGUCUUCCAUCAAAACCCAUUCCGAAAGGCGCUAUAUAGCUCUGCUUAAAUAUUAUUGCCUAUUUAUGUAAUUGAAAUGUAAGAAUCUUGUAUGGAAAGAUAUUAAUAACAGUCAUAUUAAUUUUUUAAUAAAAUUAAAAUACAUUAUUUGCAUAUUAAGUCCACUGAGCUAUACUCUAUUACUGGAGGACCUGCUCGGCAUAAAAAAGUGUUGCCAAAAACAUGGCAGAUCUGACGCCAUUGCCAUGACUACUUGUCCCUAGAUUCAUGGCAACUGCCAUGCCCAACCGCGAUCCUAAGCUUUCGACGAUGUACUUCACCUGGUUUGAAGCCAAAAUAUUUUGUUUUUGAGGUUAAAAUCUCACUGAAAAUCUUGAUAUUUUUCUCCCAAUUUGCUUGAUUUACAACGGAUACUGCCUUUUUGCGCCACUCGCAGAUGUAUGAGAAUUCUCCAAACAAGAAGAAUAUUCUUAUUCACCGGUAAGAUUUUUAUAUAUUUGAAUAUUUCUAGAUUCUAUAGCUUGCUUUAAAAACAGAAAUGUACGAAGCACAAACCCCCAUAAAGUAUAACAGCAGACAUAUUAACAACCAUGUAAAUGGUUGGGAAUUCUGUAAAUUUUAUUAUUCUUUUGAUUCACCACUAGCCUCAUGUGUUUUCAUAGGGUUUAAAAGGCUGCCUAUGUGAUGUCAAAAUCCUUACUGUGCACUUAUAUUUAUAGUAACUACGUAAGCGUUUAUAGAGAUAAGCAAAUUUUCCUUGACAAACUUUGAGUGAUAGCCUUGCCAGGUUCUUGUAGCAGUUAUUUAUUCAAUUAUUGUGUAGUUACUGUAUAUUAAAUGUCACUUCUACAACAGGCAAGUGGAAAAUUGCUUUGCUAUAGGCCAAAGAUGUCCAUUCAAUACCCAUUGCAAUCAAGCAAUUACCUUAUAAACCUCUGAAUAUAAGCACCCUCUUUCCCCUCUCCAAAUAUAAGCCCCCGUGUGUAUAAUCCCACCAUAUUAACUAAUGUUCAGGAGAUUCCGAAUAUAAGCCCUCUCCCGAAUUUAAGCCCUUCUGUGUUAGCCCAUGGACUUAUUUUUGGAUAUUCAUUUUUAUUUUUGGACAGGUAUAUUUUUUAAUGCAGUGAAGGGGAUUCUAACAGCUCAGCCCAUCAAAAAUGCUAAUGAACGAAUAUAAGCAUUUAGAGGUUUACAGCAUGCAUUCAUCUGCCCAACAUAGUUUGUCAGAGUUCAAUAAACCCCACAGCCAUAAUUUUGUAAUGAAGGGUGUACGUGUGCCAGCCAAUGCAUUCACCAGUUCCCUUGGCAUUGACCAAAGUUGUGCCCUGACAAUAGACCUUAUGCAUAAUGACAUCACAAGGCCUGAUGUCUGCGAGGAAUGCUGGUCUUAAUAGUCAUCGUCCGGGAAAAUUUCGAUUGUGGCCAUUUUGAAUCGUUUAAUUUUCCCGGGCGAUGACUCACUACUAAGACCAGCAUUCCUCGCUGGCAUUAAGCCUUGUGAUGUCAUUAUGCAUAAGGUCUAUUAACCAAUUAAAUUGAUGAUUGAAAACAUGUUUGAGAGCAGCUUCAGUGGUGGUGUUCCCAGUAUUGGAGUAGACUCCAACUGUUCAGUUAGACUUUAUUUAUGAACUUUAAUUAUUCUCUCUUAGAUCUGCAUAGAUUAUUUUUGAUAUAGUAAUGUAAAAUGAAACUUAAUGGGAUAGUUAAGAAAUACAAUUAAUCUAUUUAUAAUGGACAAGUCUUAGAUUGUCCCCUUGUGACAAGUAAAAUUGCCUGGUAUUAGAUGGGCUUAUACAGUAAAUGGCAGAACUUAUAUGUGAAAAAUUACCUGAGUCAAUUUAUUUGACAUACAUAUUAAUUAACCCAUUAAGUUGUGCAAUUGUACCCUAAUGCACCCUACUUUAUUAUUUUACUCCAGAUGUCUAACACCAGACAAUUUUACUUGUUUACUGGGUUAACAUAUCAAUGUCUAACUGAACAGUUUGGGCUCUGCUCUAGCUACAGUAAAUUUCCCUGUAGCUAGUCAGAGCCUGGGAUCUGUGACCCAAUACAUCUUCAGUGUCUUCAUAUGGUACUGUCACUAUUUUAUAUGUAUAAUGGACAUUUCUCAUUUAGGGCGAUGUAAGUCAUGUGGACAAGAAAUUAAUACAAGUUCUUUUGAAUGUUCAAAUAGCAAGAGUAGUUGUGCACUAGCUCUUGGCAGACCUAACUGGCAGAACUAACAAUGACUUUUCUCUACAAUUUUGUGGGAAUGUGUUAUUAUAUGUACUAUCAAUUAGGAAUCAAAUUGUGGAACAGCCAAAGAAUAGCCCAUGGAGCUAUACAGUUUUAAUAAUACUGUAUUAUAUAUGUAACUUGAUUGUACAGUUAAAAUUAUUUACUGCUAAUUUGAUAAUUAUUCUUUGACCAUGCAAGUUUAAUUAAAAUAAUACAAAAUUGUCUUUAAUUUUCGGAAACAUGUUGCUUGGUAUGGAGUUUCACUAACAGUAUAACAACAGUGGCAUGAAUUCAUUGUGGGAACAUUCUUUAAUAAGCAAGAAUAGAUUAUAGCCAAUAGAGGCUACCAAUAUGGAAGCCAGGCAGUGGCCUUGUUGGCAGAAUAAUUUAUCAUUUCAUUGCCACAAUUCUAUUGUUUUGACAAUAUUUUCACAGCCAAUUUUGUUGUUUUGACUUUAUUUUGACCAAGUCAGUCCAGUUUGUGUUUACAUAGCCAUAAAAUAUCUUCCCGGUAUAACUGAGAUCUAAUUACCUUCUGAAAAACUGAGCCAGUCCGGUUGUCCAUACAAACUGAAAGGAAAUAUGCCAGCACUGCAGUCCACUCAAUACUAGGAGUCGACCCAAUACUCAUGAGGAUGGGGCAAACAAGCUCAUGGUCUUUUAAAGAUACAUACAACAAACUAUCAGAGAGCACACAAAUUACAAUCUUUGGUAAAACAUGUCAAACAUGCAUUCUCAGAUCAGCUGAUCGAGCUCUGUCCUGCACCAGUUCAUCAAGCUCAUACAUAACAGAGUCCUUGGCUAAAUAUAUAAAACCUUAAAUCCCUCUUUAACAUACUAGCACAUCAUAGUUUCAUGUCAAAUAUUUGUCAAAUUCAUAUACAUGUGCAACCAUUCCUUGGAAUCCGUGGGACUAUCGAGGGAUGAAAUCAUUAUAUUUUAAAGUAAAAGGUUCAUCUACAACCACAUUUAUAGAUAGAAACUUUUAUUUAAAUAGGGUAAUCCAAUCAGUUACAAUAUUAACUGUUAUCAUUAGGAGCCCUACAUAUACAAUAUGAACUAAGUAUUAAAAAUUACAACAAAUAGUAUUAAGUAUUAUUAUAAAGAUAUUAAUGCAUACAUAUAGUAAACAUGCUAAUUUGACUGAUCGUUCUUCCAGCGAUUAAAGACAGCACAUCCAUGGUAAUAAAAUGCUUUUUUAGAUGAUUCUAACCUAACACUCGGCAGGUGAAGUAGACCACUCUGUCUAGUAACCCGCUUAACUAAAUCUCUAUUAAAUUAAAAUUAAAAUAAUUGGUAAAGAGCUGUGGUACAUGUCCACUUAAGCAUUUUCUAACUAACUUCUCAUUGGCUGUAGACAAGAGUGCGAUUACAGCUCAGAAAAGGUGCGAUUAAUGCUCAAAUCGCACUCCUGUAAACCAAUGAAAUUGCAGUAUUUGCCACUGAUUACAGAAGAUAAAUAAUUAAUGAGAUAAUUGUACUCCUCUCAACCAAUCAGCAUCCAGUAAUUUUGCCAUGCUAAUAAUCAUCUCGGCAUUUUUUAAAUCUGUUUCCAUGUCUUGGAGCACUACUAGCCUGCACUAGUAAUCACGUAUUUACGAAUCAUUGAAAAGUAAUGUCACGAAGGCUUUUCUUUAAUACCUAAAUUAUAUAUAGAAUACCCGUUAAUUUUUAAACCUUACACCAAAGUGUAUCGAAUUCUAUAAUCGCCGACUUUUUAACAGCUAUCAGCACCAAAAAAAUUCUUACUUUGGCUGAAUUAAGGUCGGCAAAAAAUUGCCGACUGGGAGGUUGAUAGGUCGGCAUUUAGGUUGGCAUUGCCGAAUGCCGACCUCGUUUUCGAGGGCUGUUAAAUUAUAUAUUUUCUGACGAAAAUGACCUACCUGUUCUUCCAGCAGAAGACACCGAACUAGACACAACCAGCGGUUAUAUUUGAAUCAGAUUCAGAUUAAACUGAACUAAAGAACUUCACUAUUUUGAACACGUUAUAAACUUCAACUUGCAAACAUGGCUUCCCAAUUGUGUGUUGAAUAAUUAAACAAUGUUGUCAUGUGAUUAUACCGGAAAUAAUACCCGGAAGUUAAUAAUAUGUUAAUUUGAUUAUAAUAAAUUUAAUUCAAAAUUGUACUAUUUCACUAAGAAUUGUCGUGACAAAAAUUUCAUAAUUAUUUUGAAUUUCAACAAAUUGUAUUUUUGUGCUUUCCCCCCUUAAACAUGCAGUUUGAUUACAGAAGAUAAAUAAUUAAUAAGUAAUAGAACGAAUUAAGUCGUACUAUUAAUGUCAUAAUCAUACUCGUGAUUAACAAAUCAACCUCCCGCUACGCGGUCGGUUGAUUUUGUAAUCACUCGUAUGAUUAUGGCAUUAAUAGCACUCCUAUUCGUUCUAUUACCAUCAUUAAUUGUACUGCAGUACAAUUAAUGAUUUUCCCAAAACAAACAAAAUGGCGGAAAGGUAUUUUAACAAAAUACAAAUGUGAAAUGAAAUUAGAUGAAAAUACGAACAAAAGCACCAAAUGUUGCUUUAACAAAAGAACUAAAUGAAAAUAUGAACAAAAGCACCAAAUUUUGGCUGGUAGUCUGGCAGGACUGGGCUUUGGCGAGAGAAUAUGUUGACAUGAGAAGUAUCCAAUUUUGUCUUGCUAAUACUCGCCCCGGCGGCUCGUCCAAUUUUGGCAAAAUUUCCAAACGUCACUCGUACUAUUAAUCCCUAAUUGUACGAGCAACAUCGCAUAAUUACCUAUACUAAGCUGUCACUCCGUGUUUAUACGGUCGCCAUUUUUAUUUUUUCAGCAUAAUCAGCAAUAUGAUACCUUACUUCCCAUCGUCCCUUGCACGCAUAAACUAAAAGCUGGAAUUGCCUAUUCAAUACACUUCUUUAAUAUGAUCUUUCACUUCGAAUUGCAUAAGGUCAACAAUUGUUGUAGUGUACUGUUGAAUACCAAGAUUUUGUUGGCAUCUCAGUGAUUUCACUCAAUUGAAUAAUAGUUGAAGGAUCUUGUAGAUGCGAAUUAUUGAGUGGAAAUUUAUAUACAUUUAGGAACAGUUGCGAAAAACGCAACUAUGUAGUCCAGUCAAAUCACUAUAAGUACAUGGUCCUGAUCAAAGUAAUCGCAAUAGAUUUGUUUUCAGUGGUAAAGUGUGAGAAAAGUUGUUCUGAUUAACAUACUAAAAAUCCCCAUGGUGGAACAUGAUGAAAAUCGAGUUUUUCUUACUUCUACCUAUAGAAAACCAUUGUGGACAGAAUGUUGGAAUUUUGAAAUCAUUUUUAGGCAAAUGUAACCUACAUUAUUCGAAAGCUUAGAAAAAACUAAAAUAUAGAUCAUUAAACGGUUAUCUUGCUUUUGCCUAUCCUGCCGAAAUUAUACAAGAUUUAAAAUGCCAUAAAUUUGUAUUUUGUGCAAAUUUUGCGCUAUUUUUCCAACUUUGAGCUAGAAUAACGACAAACUGACCAGUAAAUUGAAUAUAACGGUUUAAUUGACCUUUAUAUAGUUUUGUUUAAGAUUUCCAAUAAUGUAGGUUACAUUUGCCUAAAAAUGAUUUCAAAAUUUGAACAUUCUGUCCACAAUGGUUUUCUAUAGGUAGAAGUAAGAAAAAUUCGAUUUUCACCAUGUUCCACCGAAGGGAUUUUUUUUUUUUUUUAGUAUGUUAAUCAGGACACCUUUCCUCACAUUUUACCACUGAAAAAAAUUCUAUUGCAAUUUCUUUGACCUCUGGUCACAGAUUGACUGGACUAUAUGACCCUGCGAUUCUGGUGCAGUGCUCUAACAAACUCGGAUUCAAACCGAUAACGGUGCAGUGCUGUAACGUCGUUUACACUAUAAAGCUACACCUAGCAUUCUGUUAUCUAUAAUAGCGUUACCGGUAUCAACUACGGACCACAGACCACUAUGCUUGGCACUCUGGGUGCAAAUCUGUACGCUUACGCGGCUACGGUAUUAUUGUAGCGUAACAUAGGUUAUAAAACGCGGUCAAAUAUCUACAUACACUGAUACACUUUGUAAGUCUAAAUUGGUAUAUAAGCGCUCCUGUUUCAAUGCAUAAAGCAGACAAACAACUCAUGAUCUGGCAGUAAAUAAUACGCUCAUAAUUUAUAUCGCAGAAAAAUGCUAGAAAAGAUAUACAACUCCAACUCCUGCUUUCUUGAGAUAACAGGAGUUUGACUUUGGAAAACAGCCGUUUUGAGCAUGCGCAGGCUAAUUAUCCAAUCAUAAACCAGGAUUUCUUGUAUUAAAUAUUGUGGCAACUCCUGCCUUUGACAGAUAGCAGGAGUGACACACGUCGUGUGUAAAUCAAUGUAUUACCUGGAAAUGAGCUGUUCCAGAGUUGCAGUUGCUAGGUAACAGGGCUGUAAAAUUGUGUAAAUGUAAUAGAAAGCAGAAAAUAAAAAUAUUGAACAAGACCAGAAAAAUUACAAUGAAUUUUUAAAGUUCAAGAUUGGACACUUUAAAAGAUUAGACAGUUUGAAACUUGGACAAUCAUUUCUCUAUUUUGUGGAAAGUUUUAUUCCUGCUGAGCAGGACCGCUGGCUAUGCCACUGAUGAAGGGUCUGAUCCUACGGUGAAUAAAGAUGCUAAAAAGGCAGUACUAGGUGGAAUUACCAGGGGGAUCCAUGCUCCCCAGAAAAUUUUGAAAAUUAGCUGCUCCAGAUUGGCUAAAAAUGCGUUUGUCAUAGCAUAUUUGUUACAUUAUUCUACAGUUAAUACAUUUACACACCAUUGCACUAUUAAGAUGGAUGCAUUCAUAAUUGCAUCUCUGAGGCCAUACCUACAGUGCAGGUAGCAUUAUUUCUAUUGAUUAAAUUAAAUUAUCUAUUAAAUUUUUACAAUUAUUUUUCUUUCUUGGGGAAAUAUUUUCUGGGAACUCAAAAAAUUUUCUGGGACCAAUGGUCCCAUGGUCCGCUCCUCAAGGCCUCGAGAGGCGGUUAGCUCAGCAAGUUGCUCUCGUGUGCGGCAGGCUUUUGCAUUUCAGGUUCUUAAGCCUACCCUCCCACGGGACAAAGCGAGUUAUGAUGUCACGUGACCAGCGUGAACCAGCGUCUCUGCUGGAGCGUGUUUGGGAGGGAAACGGAAGUAGAGAGCCUGGCUUGCGAGGUUGCGACAAUACAUGUACGUUAGGGUUUUCUUUUUUCUCUAUAGACUUCUUUUUUGUCUUCCUGUAACGUUUUUCUAUUAUUAUUAUUAUUAUUAUUUGAUUGUUUGAAAACGGUAACCCUUCAGAUCUAAUAACAUCUAUAAUUAACAAUGAAGGGAAUAAAACCGAAAAAAAAAGAAAAAAGUGCUCUAGUGUGUUAUUGUUGUAAAAGAAACUAAAAGGUUCACAAAAUAUGGUUUCCCGCUUGAAAACAACAACUACACAGAUAAUGGCGGAUCUAAAUAACGUUCAACGAACGUAUAGUCACGUGUCCGAUGUACUGUAUAUAUUAACUGUAUUACGGUUCCUUAUGUUAAUUUAUGCUAAAUAAUAUCAACCAUAUAAAUAUAAGUUUAAACUUUAAACACUAAAAGUACUUAUCUCAACACCCCCACUCAGACUCAGCUCGUCCUUAACUAUGAUGAGUCUGACGUGUUGUUGAUGUUCUUAAUUCCCUAAGAGUACUGUUCUGUGUUUUUCCACUUUCACUCGAGGUAAUGAUUUCGUAAGAAUGUCCGCAGUCAUUUCUUCGGUUGGAACAUAAUGUAUCUUUAUUUCUUUAUUUUCUACCCUUUCUCGAAUGAAGUGUAGCUUCGCGUCGAUAUGUUUUGACCGUUUAUGCAUCACGGGAUUGUGACACAUCUUAAUGCAGGAUUGGUUGUCUUCUCCAAUAUCUGUCGCUUUCUCCAUUGGGAAACCAAAAUCAUUUAGUAGAGCUCGUAAGUAGAUUGCUUCUUGUGCAGCAGCCGCCAUGGCUUGAUAUUCCGCCUCCGCUGUUGAUAAGGCAACGGUUGCUUGCUUCUUUACCUCCCAACUGAUGGCACCUCCAUUUCCUUCGAAUUUAAAAUAGUAUCCAGUUGUCGAUUUGCGAUCGUUGAGAUCCCCACUCCAAUCUGCGUCCGAAUCGCCAAGAAUAUCACAGCUGGAAUUCUUCAAGAAUGUUAAUCGUAAGUCGGUAGUUCCUUUGAGGUAUCUCAGUACGCGCUUUGCUGCCUUCCAAUGUGAUUCGUCAGGUUUAUCGAGAAAUCGUGACAGCUGAUUAACAAUAUUUAGAAUAUCUGGACGGGUUUGUUUGCCAAUGAAUAAAAGAGAGCCAACUAAACUUCUAUACAGCUUCGGAUCUACUAAUUUCUUUCCUUCGUUACUUUUGACUAGCUUUAGAUUUACUUCUCCGGGUGUUGCUACAGCUUUGCAAUCACUCAUGUUAAAUUAUUGGAGAACAGUUUCGAUAUACUUCGUUUGAUCCACUGUAAUCUUGUCGUGCGAUCGCAGGAUUUGCAUUCCUAAGAACCAGUUUAGGUCGCCACGAUCAUCCAUCUUGAAAUUUUCAUUUAACAUUGACUUAAUUUCGUUAAUUGCUUCUUCGGUCGCUCCAGCCACUACUAUAUCAUCUACCCAGACUAACACAUAGGAAUUUGUUCCAUUUUCUUCCUUUCUUACAAAUAGGCAAUAGUCGUUGCAGCUUCGUUUGAAUCCUUUCUUGAGAAGUAGACUUGUCAGAGCUUCAUACCAGUUUUUCGCAGCUUGUUUUAGACCAUAGAUUGAUUUGUUCAAUUUGCACACAAGCUUUUGUCCUGAGUUUGCUUUCUUGACAAAUCCCUCUGGUUGCUCCAGAUAAAUUUCUUCUUCUCUUUUGGAAUGAAGGUAGGCUGAUUUCACGUCCAUCUGACCAAGAUAUAAGUCCUUUCGUGCUGCAGUUGCUAAUAGAAUUCUAAAGGAUUCUGGUUUGCAUGUUGGAGCGUAUGUGUCAAAGAAAUCUAGGCCUUCGAUUUGAGCAUAGCCCUUUGCUACGUAUCUUGCCUUGAGCUUAUCGACUUGGCCGUUUGCUCCAUACUUUACUUUAUACACCCAUUUUCCAGGUAAGACUUGUUGAUCUUCUGGUUCAUCGACUAAUGUCCAGGUAUUAUUGUCCAUUAGUGACUCGUACUCUGCUUGCAUAGCUUUUCUCCAGUUUUCUGCAUGCGGUGAACGAAUUGCUUCAUUAUAUGACUUGGGUUCUUGUAUGUUUUCCUCUUUUGUUAUGUUAAACGUGUAGGGUAAUCCAAAUCGUUCCGGGGGGCGACGAUUUCUGCUUUCUCUGGGGAGUGCGACUUCGUCUUCCUCAGGGUUUUCUUCGACUUGAUGUGGAUUUUUGAACAACAGGUGUCUUAUCAUUUUCCCCCACUCUAGCUUGGACCGGUAUCUUUGUGGCUUCGUCAUUCGAGCGAUCAUCUUCAAAAUCCAUAUUGGGACUCACAAGGUUUGGGUUGUCCGGACUCAUCGUUUCUCUGGCUGAGAAUGACUGCAUUUCGUUCUCUUUGAAGAUGACAUUACGUGCUUUGAUGACCUUUUUGAGUCGAAUUCUUGCAAGAUGUAGGCUGUGCUUUUGUCAUCAUAACCGAUAAAUUUUGCUUUCACCGAUCUCGAAUCCAGCUUCUUCAUGUUGAUCUUUCUUUUCAUAACAUAUGCCGUGCAGCCAAAAACUCGUAGGUGGUUGCGCCUUGGUGGUUUUCCGGUAAAGAGUUCAAAGGGACUCUUUCCUUGGUUGCUAUUGGCAGUUACUGUAAGAUUUCGUAUGUGAGCUGCUGUAGAUAAGGCUCUUACCCAGUAGCACUUUUGUAACUUGGCUUGGAUUAACAGAGACCGUCCCAUUUCAACUACAGUUCGAUUGAAGCGUUCUGCAACUCCGUUCUGUUGUGGGGUUUCUGGAACAGUAAAUUCUUGCUUUAUUUUUUAGUCUCUGCAGUAAUCCUUGAAUUGCUUCGAUGUGUAUUCAGCUCCAUUGUCAGUUCUCAGUCUUUGAGGUGUUCCAUAUUCAGCUACAUACUCUUUAAAUUUUUCAAAAGCUUGGGAUUUCUUGCUCAUAAACUUUACGAUGGAAUGUUUCGAGUAUUCGUCGAUAAAUGUAAUCGCAUAUCUGGAUCCACUGAGGCUAGGUACUUCAAAUGGACCGAGUAUAUCUGAGUAAACGAGUUCGCGAGCUUUCUGCGACUUGUUCUGCGUUUCUUUCGGUACAGGUUUACUAGAUUGCUUUCCAAGUGCACACGUUUCGCAUACUUCCUUCAAAUUAUCUUCACAGCCAAUGGUGUGUUUGACGUCAUCCUUGUUUAAGUGUCCGAGCCUUUGGUGCCACAGAUUAAUACCUCCUUUGAUUGCUGCUUUACUUGUGUUGUAAGUGGUAGAAUGACAUGCACUGGACCUUUGAAAGGUAAUCUUCAGAUAAAAUAAACCACUGUCUUCAGUGAGAUCGACUUGUGGACCAUGAUUUAAUCUUAACUUUGCUUCACUUUUAUUAAAUAGGAAUUUGUGUCCAAAUCUGACGGAUCGAUUGACAGAAAGCAGGUUCACUUCAUAGUUUGGCACAUAAAGUACGUUUCGUAGAACCAUUUCUUCCUCUUUUUCAUUUUUCAGAUGAAGCUUUACUGGUACAUCACCAAUUCCUUCAACAGGAGUAAAAUUUCCCUUUGGAUCUUUAACAUUUUUGAUGCUGCAAGGUUGUAAGUUUUCAAACAGUUCCUUUUGGCUAAUGAUGUGAUCAGUACAACCAGUAUCGAUAAUGAGAUGAUUUGGUUUGCCAGUACCACUGCUUGUUUCAGUACCACUGUUCAUACAUGAGAAUAUGAUGCAAAUGAGUUGGGUUCUUUUGUGGAUUUAUCAGGUUUACUUGAACCUCUGCAUGCUUUUGGUAAAUGUCCCUUUUUCUUGCACUUUGAGCAGUAAGCUGAACUUCUUUUACUACAUUGCUUGGCGAAAUGUCCAGGGUUUCCGCAUACAAAACAAUCUCCCUUCGACUUGCUUGGACCUUCGUUUCUUCCUGACGUAUUUCCAGAAUACAUAGCUGUUGCACUAUCUUCUUUUGCUUGAUUUCUUUGUAGUCGACUAUCAUCAUAAUUUUGUAAACGUGUUCGUAAUUCGGUGAAAUUUGCUGCAGGAUUACAACUUUCCUGUACGAUGAAGUGCUCAUAUUUCUCUGGAAGUCCGUUUAUAACUAAGGCAUUGAAUAGUGUUUCUGAUAUCUUUUCACCAGCUUCGGUUAAUCGAGACAUUAAUUCUUGCGCUCGUAUAAAAUAUUCGGAUAAUUUUUCAUUUUCAUUUAACUAUAAUCGAGAAAUUUGACGAACUAGACUUACUACAGUUGGCCUUUUCCCCGUUCCCAACACCAUCUGAUGACAGGCAAUCAUGUCUUAUAUAUAAAAGACUAUUAUUGUCGAGGGCUAAAGCAAUAUGACACCAUACCGUAUUAUUUCUUUCUUCAAUUUCUUCGAUUUGUUUAUUUCUUUGUUGAACUUUUGCCUCCCAUUCGGCCUUCUGCUCGUCUGAAGCAUCCCCUGCUAGCGGUGCUAUCUCUUCCGGUGCGACUUCUUUCCCGAGAAGCGCUUUGUAUAAACCUUUCGUUUGCAUAUACGCGGUGAACUUUGUGCUUCAUGCUGGGUAGUUUUCAGCUUUUCCGUUAAAAACUAGCCAUUUUAUCGUUUGGCUAUCCAUUACCACGAUCCUGGGCCCAUAACCUGUUAGAUUAUGUAACUUAUUGUUGUAAAAGAAGCUAAAAGGUUCACAAAAUAUGGUUUUCCCGCUUGAAAACAACAACUACACCGAUAAUGGCGGAUCUAAAUAACGUUCAACGAACGUAUAGUCACGUGUCCGAUGUACUGUAUAUAUUAACUGUAUUACGGUACGUUAUGUUAAUUUAUGCUAAAUGAUAUCAACCAUGUAAAUAUAGUUCAAACUUUAAACACUAAAAGUACUUAUCUCAACAGACUGUGAGAACGAUCCGAAAACGUUAGUGUGGACGCAGACAGGUGAAUGCGUUUUCAAAAUAUCAAAAGCGGAGGGAUUCGAAAACUUAAUACCAACGUUAUUUCGAAUAGGAAAUUGGAAAUUGUAUUGUCAUUCUUGUCAUAGAUAAUUAACAUUUAUACCUGGGACUGAAGGAAACAGUAUAUUGUGUCGAAGGUCCACAAAACAUACUGUUUCCCGACGUUACCAGUCAAUAAGUAUUAUAUUAUAUUAUAUGCCAAAUUUCAAAGAAAACAAAAAAGCGAAGAAAAACUCCAUAAUUUGCUCCUGAACUGAACGAUUUUGUUAUUUCAUGGUCGAUAACAUAGUACUUGUUAGAACAACCUUGUGACAAUUCUGAUAAUGCCAUCAAGCUUGUUACAAGUUGUUAACAGCUUGUUCCAAAUUCGUUACAACAACUGGGAACAAGCAGUGCGAAGACAACUUGUUGACAGCUUGGGAACAGAUUUGUAACAACUUGUUUGCAACAGAUUUGUAACAACUUGUUAGCCGUCGCCUUCUCACUGCGGCGGAGCGAAAUAGUUUGAAAUUAAAACGUCACAUUUGUUGCAACAGUUUGAGCAGGGUUUCUAAACGGAGCGAGACGAAAACGGAGCUUUUGGCAGUUUCGUUUGACCAGCGGUGCCGUGUUUAUUUUGCUCCAGUUUAGUACUCAGGCGUCAAAAUGGCUAACUUAUUUUGCUUUCUUUCCUUUGGAAAUCUUUUGAUAAGCACUUGCGCUAGGAGUUUGGCAGUUCGUGUGCACUAGUAAAGCAGAGUUUGGCUAGUUCACUGAAUAAAAACCACUGCUCUAAGCAGAUCGCUUCGCUAUAUCCUUUAGUCACUCGAAGGUAGUACCGAAUAGUACCGAAGGUACUAGUGAGUUUGGCAAAUACAACAGCAACGACAAUUGGAAGAUGUGAUCAUCAACAAUAGAAUUGCGACUAUAAAUUGUAUUCCCUUAGCUUCAGCAUUGAAACUGCUACAUUAUUUACAUCAUUCUAGUAGUAUUGUUAUUCUAUUGAGUCAACUUUGUGUAAAAUAUAUUAUUUAUCUUAUUUCAGCCAUGAACAGUUGCGAGAUCAAGUCGGAGGAGAGUGACUUUUUUCAAGAGUACAUGGACUUGGAGGAGUUCAUUGAUGCCUCAACGACCGAUGUUACGUCACCUGGGUCAAUACAAUCCCCGUUUGGGACAGAUACUUCUUCUUCGUGUCAAAUUCUUAAUGGUCAUGCAGAAUUGGAGACUGCCACAUCUGUCAACGGGCAACAUAGUUUACAAGGACGGCAAUUG
Messenger RNA from Paramuricea clavata, 19875 nucleotides. NCBI's taxonomy places the organism in Eukaryota, Metazoa, Cnidaria, Anthozoa, Malacalcyonacea, Plexauridae. The record is from the annotation of a GenBank genome assembly.